AUGAAGGCAACUUACGUUCUCUCCGCCGUCCUCGGCCUGGCGUCCUCGGCCUCCGCCCACUACACCUUUGACAAGCUCGUCCUCAACGGCGCUCUCCAGGGCGGCGACAACACCUAUGUGCGGAAGCACCAGAACGGCUACAUGCCCACCAAGUUCAAGAACACGCCCUCGGGCUCCAUCACGCCCAACGACGCCGACUUCUCCUGCAACAAGGGCGCGACGGCCGCCCCCAAGGUGAUCACCGUCAAGGCCGGCGACAAGGUCGGUCUCAAGCAGGCCUUCGGCGGCACCGGCAUGCUCCACCCCGGCCCCACCCAGUUCUACAUGAGCCCCGUGAGCAACGCCGCCUCCGACAAGGGCACCGGGACCUGGUACAAGGUCCACCAGUCCCUGCUCUGCACCGCCGGCAACCCGGAAUCCCUCCGCUCCAAGGCCUGGUGCAGCUACGGCGAGGACAACGUCUCCUUCAUCGUGCCCGCGACGGUCCCCAACGGCCAGUACCUCGUCCGCGGCGAGCACAUCGGUCUGCACGGCGCCCACGACGGCCAGGCCGAGUUCUACUACGCCUGCGCCCAGGUCGAGGUCGCCGGAAACUCGGCCACCAGCAUGCCCGGCACCGGCGUCAAGAUCCCCGGUGUUUACAAGCAGGCCGACGGCCCCGUCAACUUCAGCGUCUGGGGCCGCUCGACCUCGUACGACAAAGCUCCCGGCCCCGAUGUCAUCCCUGGCGGCACCAUUCGCGGCAGCGCCAGCGGUUCUUCCGGUGACAAGUCUACCACUGUUGCCGGCGGCAGCUCCGCCUCGUCCGCGGGGUCGUCCAAGGCUGCUGUUCCCGAGGCGUCCGGUACUCCGAACUGCUAA
This is a messenger RNA of Colletotrichum destructivum, 861 nucleotides long. Its product is annotated as Putative auxiliary Activity family 9. NCBI's taxonomy places the organism in Eukaryota, Fungi, Ascomycota, Sordariomycetes, Glomerellales, Glomerellaceae. The transcript has a single exon. Bases 1 to 861 code for a protein of 286 amino acids. The record is from RefSeq and is a predicted model, not a curated record.